Messenger RNA from Labrus mixtus (cuckoo wrasse), 4010 nucleotides. It is a transcript of the gene usp33, whose product is annotated as ubiquitin specific peptidase 33. The transcript is spliced from 24 exons. NCBI's taxonomy places the organism in Eukaryota, Metazoa, Chordata, Actinopteri, Labriformes, Labridae. The record is from RefSeq and is a predicted model, not a curated record. Gene Ontology annotation, molecular function: zinc ion binding; cysteine-type deubiquitinase activity. Bases 262 to 2958 code for a protein of 898 amino acids. Gene Ontology annotation, biological process: protein deubiquitination.
GCUACGUGUAACGUUAGCAACCACGCUGAGGGACAGGAGCGGUGGUAUCUAAAGUGAAGGAUUGCUCUCUGAAAUAUGCCUCUAAAUCAUAACUAAACCCGUGUCCUUGACAUACGUUGAAGUUGGAUAUACCCGAGAAACACCCCGUCCUCUUAAUCGUUCAGACUUGUGGCUGAGUGAUGCCGCCAGCAUCCAGCUGUGACUGCCCCCAUCUGGACUCUGUGGGGGAGAUCACCAAGGAAGAACUUAUCCAGAAAUCCCAUGGCCAGUGUCAAGACUGCAAAGUCGGAGGACCAAAUUUGUGGGCGUGUUUGGAGAAUGGCUGCUCAUAUGUCGGGUGUGGAGAAUCUCACACUGACCACAGCACUGUCCACUCACAGUAGGAUAUUCACAACAUGUGUUCUCUGCGUGCAGGAGACGAGGCACAACCUCACAGUGAACCUGACCACGCUUAGAGUGUGGUGCUACGCCUGCGGCAAGGAGGUUUUCCUGGAGCGUAAACUAGGCCCCAGCUCUCCCAAUGUCAACAGCAAACCCCUCCCCUCCACACAGAGUGCUGGUCAGGAUAACAGCAGGGCCCCUGGGAGCCCGACCUCUCUGAGAGUGCCCCCUAAUGGAGGCUGUGAAGACCUGGACAUGGAGACAGAGGAAGAGGAUGAACUGCGAGCCAGAGGUCUGACGGGGCUGAAGAACAUCGGCAACACGUGUUACAUGAAUGCUGCCCUGCAGGCUCUGUCCAACUGCCCGCCCUUGACACAGUUCUUUCUUGAAUGUGGCGGCAUGGUGAGGACGGACAAGAAGCCAGCGCUCUGCAAAAGCUACCAGAAACUAGUGUCAGACCUGUGGCACAAGAACAGACCCUCCUAUGUCGUUCCUACAAACUUGUUCCAGGGGAUCAAAGCCAUAAACCCCAUGUUCAGAGGAUACUCUCAGCAGGACUCGCAAGAGUUUCUGCGCUGCUUGAUGGAUCAGCUUCACGAGGAGCUGAAGGAGCCGCUGCCCGAGCCCCACGACCAGUCCAACGGCAUCACCAUGGGCGACAGCCACGAAGAGGACAACCACAGCCAGUCAGACAACGACUUCCAGUCAUGCGAGUCCUGUGGCAGCAGCGAGCGGGCCGACAACGAGGUGCAGGGCGGGAGCGUGCUGAUGGAUGUCACCAACGAGGCCGAGAUGCUGAUUCCUGAGCAGGAUGAGGUUCAGGCCAACAGGGAGUGGCAGAAAGAGAAGAACAUGAUUAAUGACUUUUAUCGCUCCGGGGUGAACGGUGUUAUGGGUGGAAGCACUGGAGUGGACAUGGACAAAGAUGUCGACACCACCACUGAAGCCACGCCCAUAAUCAGCAGCCAGGGUGCCAUCAAGGUUCAAAGUAGAACAUCAGAUUCCUUCCCAGACAUCCAAAUGUCCAACACCACCAGACCACAGAGUCCAGUCCCAAUGGAGGGACACAUUCCUAAACUGUCCAGCAGCCCGCCCAAAGCUUCCUCAGGCUGGCCCAGCCUCAAUCCUGCACACAAGAAAGCAGUGACCACAUUCUCCCCACAAAAGAACAAGCGGCAGAAGAAAUACCGCAGUGUCAUCUCCGAUGUGUUUGAUGGGACCAUUGUCAGUUCAGUGCAGUGCCUCACAUGUGAUCGGGUGUCUGUGACCCUGGAGAACUUCCAGGACAUCUCGCUGCCCAUCCCAGGGAAGGAAGACCUGGCCAAGCUGCACUCCUCCACCCACCAGACCUCCCUGGUUAAAGCCGGCUCCUGUGGGGAAGCUUACGCACCUCAGGGCUGGAUCUCAUUUGUCAUGGAGUACAUCAAGAGUUGGUUCUGGGGUCCAGUGGUUACGCUACAAGACUGUCUUGCAGCUUUCUUUGCCAGAGAUGAACUAAAGGGAGACAACAUGUACAGCUGUGAAAAAUGCAAGAAAUUACGAAACGGAGUAAAGUUUUGUAAAAUGCAAAGUUUGCCAGAGAUCCUGUGUGUCCAUUUGAAGCGCUUCAGGCACGAACUCAUGUUCUCCACCAAGAUAGGCACCCAUGUCUCGUUCCCGCUCGAAGGCCUGGACCUGCAGCCUUUUCUGGCCAAAGACAGCCCUGCCCAGACCACCAACUAUGACCUGCUGUCAGUCAUCUGUCACCAUGGCACUGCCAGCAGUGGCCACUACAUAGCGUACUGCAGGAAUGAUGUCAACAAUCUGUGGUAUGAAUUUGAUGACCAAAGUGUGACCGAGGUUUCUGAAUCCUGCGUCCAGAAUGCAGAGGCUUAUGUGCUCUUCUAUAAAAAGAGCAACGAGGAUGCACUGAAAGAACGUAGGAGGGUGUCAGGUCUUUUCAACAUGAUGGAGCCUAGCCUCCUGCAAUUCUACAUCUCCCGCCAGUGGCUAAACAAGUUCAAGACCUUUGCUGAGCCGGGCCCCAUUUCCAACGACGACUUCCUGUGUUUGCAUGGAGGCGUGCCACCCAACAAAGCGUCAAUCAUCGAUGACCUGGUAGUGAUGUUGCCACAGAAUGUGUGGGAUCACCUCUACAGCAGGUACGGAGGGGGGCCAGCUGUCAACCACCUGUACGUUUGCCACACAUGCCAGAUCGAGAUUGAGAAGCUGGAGAAACGGCGAAAGUCAGAGCUGGACAUGUUUGUCAGGCUGAACAAGGCGUUCCAGGAGGAGGAGUCUCCAGUGGUCAUAUACUGCAUCAGCAUGCAGUGGUUUCGUGAGUGGGAGGGCUUUGUCAAAGGAAAAGACAAUGAUCCACCGGGACCCAUAGAUAAUUCCAAGAUUACCGUCAACAAGAACGGCCAUUUAACACUCAAACAAGGAGCUGACUCGGGACAGAUCUCUGAAGAAACGUGGAACUUCCUCCACUCGAUCUACGCCGGCGGGCCGCUUCUGACGGUCCGGCCAAGCGUCAGCCACCAGGAAGCAGAAUCACAGUCGGAAGAGAAGAUCGAAGUGGAGACGCGCUCUGUUUAAUAAAGCACUCUGCAGAAAACAAAACAAAAAACAAUGGAAAACACUUAAGAAAUGAAAAGCCUUUUAUUUUGCACUUGACUUUUUAUUUGGAAAAAAAAAUCAAGUAAAGGACCUCAUCUUUACAGUAACAUGGGAGCCUUUGACGUCUGACAGAGGGAAUGAAGAAGUGUGAAAAGGUUGUCAUAUUGUACAAAUCUGUAUAAAGAGCUCUUAAAUUUCUAUUAGCACUGUAGUAUUCAUGUGUAAGGUUGUUUUAAGAACCAAGCAUUUAAAUUAUGUGCAGCUAAAAAAAUUCCACUGAAUGCCAUAUUUUUCCUUUCUUGACCAAAAUGAGCACAUACUGUUUGUCCAUGUGAUGCUGAUAUUUGAUGAUUGAAAGUACAUCUUGCUGUAGAUAUAUCUCACAUUUCCUGUUGUUAAAGAAUACUGCCCACGAAUCGUAGGGAGAGAAAGAUGUGACUCUUAAAGUGAUUGAAAUAAUAAGGUUAUGAAGGGACUAAUUGCUGACUAGUCUCAGGAAUGAUUUUUGUGUUUUGCACUGUUCUGUAGAAGUACAAAUAGGCAUGCUCACGCAAAUGUCUGGUUUGUAUUUGAAUGUACCAGUACUGAUAGUAUGUUGGUCAAGAUUCAGCACUUGGAUAUUUAUCACAGAAGGGAUUGAUAUAUCAUGAUGUUCAUAGAUUUUUUUUUGUAGAAAAUAUGUGGCAGGCAGAGUAUGUUAAGAAUGCAUGCUUUAACAAUCAAUCCCAGUUUAACAUCACAUUUUAACUGCAUGUAAAUGCAAAGCUGCUCAUUAACUGUGCACGAAAUAAACACACAUCUGAAUCUGUCUUCACUAAAUUGUGCAACUACAGAAAACAUAUGGUAGUAUGUUUCAGCAGCAUUAGCAAUCAAAUGAAUGAAAAGGCAUUAUUUUUGUGUAUGGGCAUGGUGUUGCUUCAGGCUGAUGGAGGGGGAAAGAGAAUGCUGUACUCUAUAAGUUUGUGCGUAUGGAUGUCACUUAAGAAUAAGAUCCAUCCCGACUGUUGCUGGCUGACACUAUUAAAACUUGA